Messenger RNA from Helobdella robusta, 1083 nucleotides. RefSeq lists its product as hypothetical. Gene Ontology annotation, molecular function: serotonin:sodium:chloride symporter activity. Gene Ontology annotation, cellular component: synaptic vesicle membrane; terminal bouton. The transcript is spliced from 11 exons. NCBI's taxonomy places the organism in Eukaryota, Metazoa, Annelida, Clitellata, Rhynchobdellida, Glossiphoniidae. The coding region runs from base 1 to 1083 and encodes 360 amino acids. The record is from RefSeq and is a predicted model, not a curated record. Gene Ontology annotation, biological process: aminergic neurotransmitter loading into synaptic vesicle; transmembrane transport.
AUGGAGGAUGAAAAUGUUGCCGUUGGUUUAUUGUUUGCAUCAAAAGCUGUGGUCCAGUUGAUAAUUAAUCCAAUAGUUGGUCCGAUAACAAAUAGAAUCGGUUACAGCAUCCCGUUUUUUAUCGGGUUCAUCAUCACGUUUUCUUCUACCAUAUCUUUUGCAUUUGGCAACAGUUACGAGGUUUUGUUCGUGGCCAGAGCAAUACAGGGAUUGGGAUCAUCGUGUUCCAGUGUAUCAGGAUUGGGUAUGUUAGCUAGUUUGUACAACGAUGACAGGGAGAGAGGUUAUGCUAUGGCAAUCGCUUUGGGAGGACUGGCCAUUGGAGUUCUCAUUGGUCCCACGUGUGGAGGAGUCUUGUAUGAGUUUUGUGGCAAGGAAACACCAUUCAUCAUCCUGGCUGCUGUUGCAUUUGUAGCUGGAGUCAUGGUAUUGUUCGUGAUGCAACCGAAAAUGAAACAAGAGGAUAAGAAGGGAAGUUCAUUGAAGGAGCUGUUGACUGAUCCAUACAUAAUCAUCGCUGCUGUAUCAAUGUUCAUUGGUAGCAUGGGAUUUGGCAUGCUUGAACCCACCUUGCCAUUGCAUAUGAUCCAAGUUAUGGGAUCAUCAAAUUGGCAGCAAGGAAUUGCUUUCCUACCCGGAAGUUUAUCCUACCUUAUCGGCACUUACUUUUUCGGAGCACUGGCUCAUAAAAUCGGAAGAUGGUUGAGUGCAAUGAUCGGAUCAAUCAUCAUCGGUGUGUCCUUAUUUUUCAUUCCAUUUGCAACACAAUUAGAACAUUUAAUAGUUCCAAUCGCUGCACUUGGAUUUGCAAUCGGCAUGAUGCAUUCCUCAAUGAUUCCAAUGAUGGCUCACCUGGUCGACAUACGUCACGUGCCUAUAUAUGGAAGUGUCUAUGCCAUUGCCGACGCGGCGUUUUGUUUGGCGUUUGCGAUUGGGCCGUCAUUCAGUGGACUAGUAAUGAAGUUAAUUGGGUUCAGAGGACUGAUGUGGAUGAUGACAACCAUCAAUCUCUUGUACUCACCCAUCCACAUCUUCCUCAGAAAUCCGCCAACCAAAGCAGAAACACAAGUCUGUAAAUUUUAA